CAUAACUCCAACAGUGUGAUGAACAUGUCUUUCAACAAAAAACUGUCGAUUCCUCCUUUCACCACGUCGCCUUCUAACCCUGGCACGACCAUCGUGCAUGCCUAAACAAUUUAAAUCAGUUAUAUAUUGGCCACCCCGUAUAACACCCACUUCAACUGACAUUGUCACCGAUACCAUUUAUACGCUAAAACUGCAUCUGUCCGAUCAAAAGUUCCGAACGAAUAUUUGAGAAAAUGCAUUCGUGUAGCCUGAAGCAAGAUCGCCCAGUCUACAAACAGUUCAGCAAGAUGCCAAUGAGAUGGUUCAACUUCAUCAGUAUCUCUAAAGAUCACCCGGAAUCAAGGAACUUCUUCAGGAGCGACUUGGCCAUUCGCCAAGAGAAAGAGAGACACAUGCACUCCAAAAGCUAUUUCAUAGUACAUCCUUUCAGUAAGUUCAGAGCAUGGUACGAAAUACAUCUCCUUGUGCUUUACACCACGCUGAUAAUAUGCAAGCCGAUUCUAGUGAGUUUUUCGACGAGUCGGUCCAAGCCGUACUUCAGCAAUCUUCCCGAUCUUUUUAAAAGUUCGAUUUUCUGCAUGGAUCUUCUAUCUAUAGUCGAUAUAGUUAUGAACUUCAUCACCGGAUAUCCAAUCAGACUCGAGAGAAGAAUCGAACUGGAUCGUUCAAAAAUCGCUAAGAACUACCUGUUCAGUCCCUACUUCGUAUGCGACGUACUUUCAUCGUACCCCAUGACGCUUCCUUACCUGGCGAACCCAGACUUUUGCUCGGGCCGUUGUCACACGUACAAGGCCAUAAUCGCUCUCUUUAUGUUGUUCAAAAUCGCUCGAUUAGUCACGGUGGUGAAUCUCAUGGAUAAAGUUAACGAUCACCUUAACUUGCACCUGAAAGGGCCAAUGUUCUUGAUAGCUUGCAUCACGGUGUCGCUGAUCAUCACUCAUUGGAUGGCUUGCAUGCACUGGGGCGUGUCAAGGAUAUUCAGACAUUACAUCCGUCGGGAAGACAUAAAUAGUAGCAGAAGUUGGAUAUACAUUACCGGUGCCUAUAGAAUGCCUUUCAGCAAUCAGUACACAAGGGCGUUUCUCAGGAGCAGCGCAUGCGUUUUGGGAGUUUAUGUUCCAGUUCACAAAUAUGGAGAAGAGGAAUAUGUUAUGUUUAUCUUCACCUACAUCGUUGGAAAAAUGUUAAUAUUUUCAGUAUGGGCUGUUUUGGCGAUAUACAUUUUGGGAACAAGAUCAAUGAAUAUCAGAUUCCUAGAGCUGAUAAAUCAAAUACAAGCAUACACGAAACUGAGCAACUUCCCUACUGAUCUCGAAGACAAGUUACUGAAGUUCUGCUCCGAAAAAUUCAAUAAGAAGUAUUUUCGGGAAGAAAGUAUUCUAGGAUUUCUAUCAGAAAAAUUGAAGAACGAUGUAAACAGACACUUCUCCAAGAAACUCAUCGGCUCUACGCUGCUUUUCAAAGAUUUGACCGCGAAUGAGGUGGACCAAAUUGUGGCUAGACUGACUCCUCAAAUUUUUCUGCCCAAGGAUGUUAUUAUCAGGGCCGGUGACGUUCCCAACGCCCUGUAUAUAAUAAGCAGUGGAACAGUAGCGGUGUUUACAAGAAGCGGAAAAGAGGUAUUUCAUCUACAAGACGGCGACGUGUUCGGCGAGGUUUCGCUGGUGCUGAAAACACAAACGAUGACAACAACGAUAGCCUUAGAAACCACGCAGGUCUACAGGCUAAACAAAAAGGACUAUAUGACUUACAUGGCUAAGAACAAACUAGUUACGUCAAAGUUGAAGCACUGGGCCACUACAAGAGCUAAGAACAUUGAUAAACUGGAGGAACAAUACAAGAAGGAGAUGUUCGAAGAAAUGUACCGCAGACCCAGCAAGAUAUCCAUGCUGGCCUCAUCUCCUCCAACAGCCAAGAAGUGAAUUCGAAAUAUUAUUGUUUUUUUUUAUUGUAUUUGAAUGAAAAUUGUAUUUCUGGAUAAUAAAGGAAUCUACAAAGAAAAA
This is a messenger RNA of Acanthoscelides obtectus, 2003 nucleotides long. The record is from the annotation of a GenBank genome assembly. Lineage: Eukaryota; Metazoa; Arthropoda; Insecta; Coleoptera; Chrysomelidae.